AUGAGAUCAACCGAUUUUUUUAGCUGCUCUCCGUGUGUUAAUUCUUAGAUUUGCUCUACUGAUCGCUGCUAAUUAAUAUAUUAGUUGCUUUUAGUCGCAUGGAUCAAUAUAUGCUAAUUAAGCACUGGUAUAACUGGUUGUAGGUUUUUUUUAUUUUUUUUUUAAGCAUCUGAUGUUGUGAAAUUAUUUGGUGAUUUUUGCUUCUUGAUGUGUUAGCUGUUAUGUUUGUUUUAGCGAUCGGUGCUAUUACCAUGAUUGCUUCCACAGUCUAAGUAUCAACUAUAAGCAGUGAUAUAUAUCAAUUAGUUUUCCUUUUUCUGAGGUUCUCUUGCUUUUGUGGAUCUUAGAGUUGAAAUUUCGAGGGGAUCUAUUCUGUUUUACCAGAGAUGCAAUGCAACUCUGUAAGGACAUCUCCAGUAGAGUUCUUUUACUCCCCCUUCCCCCCCUCCCCCCACCCUCCCUGUCUUUUCCUUUAUUUUUUUUUAUUUUUCAGUGUGUGGCGAUGAUAUUUCCCACACAAAGUCCUUUGUUUCUUUAUCCGCACUAAUUUUGCCAUCUCUACUAAUUCUCAGAGAUAUUUUCGUCCUUGUUUUGUCUCCGUACUGGUUUUCCCCUUCUUUGUACUCUUUUCCGUCUUUUCUUUCCUUUUCUUUCGCACUCCCUGGAGAGAGAGCAGUCACAAAACGACAGAAGAAAAAAAAAGAAAAGAAAAACACUGGGGGAGUUCACUAGGAGGUAUCCGGAGAGGGAACACGCCCCGUCGCUUUAACCUCUCGGGUGAUUGAUCGUGCCGUCCGUUAAUUGACGAUCCUGAUUUCAUUUGGAGGCUGAUUGGACGGUGGAUUUGUGUGCCCCCUCGAUUACCCCGCACGCAUUUUUGAGGUGGACCAUGUCUGCCGUACGAUUCUUUCCCUCCGUUUAAGAGGCGCACCGAUGACUAAGACGCGAGCCGUGAGAUGGGUACUUGCGGUCCUACAGGCAGAAGCAACGGCCCUGAUCGUCUGGUAGUCACCAACCUUUCUCGUCCUCUAUCGAGGAGGCAUUUUGGUCUCUCCAUCGGCUCCAUCGGAGGCCACGCGUACGAGAGGGCAGUGUACUCGUCAUCGUACGACAAGAACGUGGAGGAGGAUCUGGUGCACCCGGUGGUGGUGCCGGACCAUGUGAUCGAAACUUGUGAGUCGGAAAAGUACUGGGGCCCGCACCCUACGACAGGCGUUUUUGGGCCCGCCGCCGCCGCCACCGCCACCGCGGGAACGAAGGACGGGCCGGGCAACGCAGCUGCUGUGGCGGCGGGGGAUGGUGGCGGGUCGACGGUGCUGGACCAGGAGGUGUGGUUCCGCCCCCUCGAGGACGUCGACAAGCCUCCCCACCAACCGGGCCUCAACUAAACCCGUGGGGCGCUGGGGCCCACCCUGCCACCCACUAGCUAGGUUUCGUGCAGGCCCCACCGCCACCAGUUCUUACUUAAUUAGGAGUGGCAUUAGUAAAGAAUAAGCAGCACUAGUUGCACUAGUAGAGUGCACGCAUAUUUUAUGGGAUGCAUUGUAUCGUUCCGUGCGUGUACGUAUAUGCAUGUUGGUGAUGUACUACUGCUACUACUGUGGCGAUCUCCGUGUACUGGAUACUUGGUGUGGUUAUAUACUGCUACUAUUACGGCUUGGAUUGGUGAGCUUUUUUCUGUUUUUCCUUGUUUUCAA
Ananas comosus (pineapple) is the source of this 1697-nucleotide messenger RNA. RefSeq lists its product as uncharacterized. The coding region runs from base 957 to 1388 and encodes 143 amino acids. The record is from RefSeq and is a predicted model, not a curated record. The transcript is spliced from 2 exons. NCBI's taxonomy places the organism in Eukaryota, Viridiplantae, Streptophyta, Magnoliopsida, Poales, Bromeliaceae.